UUUGUAAAGCGCCGGGAGGGUUUUUGCACGCGGUUUUUCCCCCUCUGUUUUUUUUUUCCCCUCCAUGCAAGAUUUGCAAAGCUGUGCAUUGGGCAGCUUGAAAAUCGGAAUUAUCUUGCACAGGAAGAAUCAUUUUAAGGUUUGGAGCUCCAGGAAUGGGGCUGUUUUGUAGAGUGGAGGACGGUGCUCUUAUAUUCUAGUUUUUUUUUUAAUGGUACAGAAUAUUCCAAAUCCCGAAAGCUCUUUCUUUGUUCUAAAUGUCCAUUUCUGCAAAUUAAAUAAUCCAGAAGACUACAGUUAAAUACAGAAUUUAGUACUAAGGAAGUCAAACUUUUAAGCAGGAGCUGAACUGGGUAAAAGUGUAGCUGUAAAUGGGUUUAAGGCUUUUUUUCAAAUUUUUUUUAAUCUCAUGCCUUUGGUUUAGUAUUUCUUACUGUUCCUGUGCUUUGCUUAAUGUUUGCUCUGAAAGGGAACUGUCUGAUAGAUAAGAUAUGUGUAAAAUUUAAACCAAAGAACUUGCUUAUUUUAGAAUUCUAAAAGACUGCUUUCCAAACUUCAGUUCAGUUACUUUAAUACCUAUAAAAUGUCAGUUUAAUGCUUGUUUCAUGCAUAUACAAUUUCAGUUGAAUUACUUAUUUAAUGCCUAUAAAACUUCCGUUUAAGUACUCGUUUGAUGCAUAUAGGGUCAUGCCACCUGGUCCAAACAAGGCAUUUGAUAGGAGACUUUUUUUUUUUAAAUGCAGAUUAAAAAUAAUGAGAAAACCCCCCUCUAAGCCCCCUUUUUGGCCUAACUUGCCCAGAGGGCUGUUAUGCAAUUUAAAAAAAAAAAAGCAAAAAAAAUAAAACUUUAAAACUUUGAAAAAGGUGGUCCUCUGCACUUUUUGACACUUUCUGAAAUCACAACCCACUGGUCCUAAACCCCGGUUAAACAAGACAGAGUCUUCACGUAAUAGCUGGUGCCCAGACAAAUAAACCAUGUUAUGGGUUAAUAGGAAAGUUGGAUUAAACCAAUGGCCUUCCACCAGAUGUUAGGGCCAAGCACGCUUGUUUGCUCCGGGGGAUGUAUUAAACCCCUGCAGGAAUUUACGUAUUCAAUGCAGAAAUAUGAAAUGGCGUUCACCCCUUCUGAGCGGUUUCACAAAACGGAUUCUGCUCAGCCUUACAAGCCUGCAAUGGAGGAAGCAACAAGCAGAUCCAGUAGCAAUAAAAACAUCCCUGCAGAAAAUGUUAGUUUUGGGCAGAUGCUGGAAUUCAUCCUCCCAGCAUCGUUUCUUUUAAACGAGAAUGUAGUGUGUGGACAGGCAGGGCAGGGCCUGGCUCGUUUUUCCUUUAGGCUCGUGCAGCGACUUCUUUUUCCGUGAAAAGGCUCCUGGCACAAUUGAGAAUUUUUGCAGCUGCUUUUGAAAAGAAGCGGGCUUCUCGAUCCGGAGACGGGGCCAGAUUGCCUUCCUUGUGCAGAUCAGGAGCGAAACGUCCACGGCUUGCUGAGAAAAGCCUCCGGAGAGCGUUGCAAUCCCACCGGAACGAGGAAGAAUCGGGGCCGGCCGAGUAAUCGAACGGGAACUCGGCUUGGGGUCGGCCAGGGCGCAUCGCUAGGUCGGCACAACCUGGGAACAUCUCCAGCUCACCUUCAAGAGGGCAGGAGAAAGGCGGCUGGAUUUAAGAAAAUUAUUAUUUACCUUUCCGGAGACGCGGAGGAGAAAACCGGAGGAUCUCCCUCUUCGGGUUUGACUCCAGAGAACCAUGAGGACUAGCGGCUGGGUGCUCCAACUCUGCUUUCUGCACCUGAGUUCUGCCCGCGUCUUACAGUGGACGUAUAACGGGGAACGCGAUGAAGAGCACUGGGGAAGGUACUUUGAAAACUGCCUGGGGAAACUGCAAUCCCCCAUCAACAUCCAGAGGUCGAAAGCCAAAUUUAAUCCAGAUCUGGAACUGCUGGAGCUCCACGGUUACGGCCACCGCCACGACAAUUUCAGGAUGACCAACAACGGCCAUUCAGUUGUCAUACAACUGCCUUCAUCCAUGAUCAUCAUGAAAGGCCUUCCUGGGAAAUUCACAGCUAUCCAGCUGCACCUUCACUGGGGAGGCAUGGAUCUCGAGAGCAGCGGAUCCGAACACACCAUCGAUGGGAUGCGAUACAUGGCCGAGCUCCACAUCGUCCAUUACAACUCAGAAGCUUACUCCAGUUUUGAAGAAGCGAAGGAUAAACCCGACGGGCUGGCCGUGCUGGCUUUUCUCUUUGUGGGCACCCAUUUUGAGAACACUUACUACAGCGACUUCAUUACCAAAUUGGACAAAGUUAAGUUUGCAGGGGAAUCAACCAUCCUCCAUAGUCUGGAUAUCUUGGCCAUGUUGCCAGACAACCUCUCCAAUUUCUACCGCUAUCAUGGUUCGUUGACUACCCCACCAUGUACAGAGAACGUGAUCUGGACCGUCUUUGACUCGCCCAUCAAGCUCUCCUACACCCAGAUUAAUCUGCUGGAAAACACGUUGCUCGACUGGAAGAACCAGACUCUGAGGAACGACUACCGCCAGAUCCAGCCUCUCAAUGACAGGGUGGUCAAAGCGUCUUUCUCACUUCAGCUGGUGGAAGGAAGGUGCCGGCCCGAGAGCAUCGCCAGUAAGCUCAACAAGAUACAGACCAGGCUUCGUGAAAUGAAGAAGUAUCUUCUGGACGUGAUUGGCAAGCCUGGUCACCACCAACGCAGCUUGCAAGCGUUCCACUUCCCCUUGGAGAACACCGCCAGCUACGUGACCGUGAUCCCCCUGAAGCCAAUGCAACUGAAAACCUUCACUCUGUGUUUCUGGGUGCAGAACCGCAACCAGGGGAGGCAGACCGUUCUCUUCUACUCCACUCCAGAGAGCGAGAACGAGCUGGUCAUCAGCGUGGGCAUGGCUGUGGGAGUGUGGAUUGGGGGGAAGUUUGUGCAAUUCGACCUCCACCGCCGGGCGGAAGAUUGGGUCCACCACUGCGUCACCUGGCUCUCCAGCUCUGGGACCAUUAACCUGUGGGUGAACGGCGCCGUGGGCACAGCCCGAAACAUCCAGAAAAACUACAUCAUCCAGAGCGGGGGGACACCCAUCCUCGGCAAGCGGAAGAACGCCAUGUUGGACGUCUUCGCUGAUGCCUUCUCCGGCUGGAUGAGUCACGUCAACCUCUGGAGCUGGCUGCUGGACCAGAACGACAUUCAGGAGCUCACUCUUUGCAAACACAGUCAGCAAAAAGGAGAUGUCUUUGCUUGGGGAGAAACGCACAUGUCCCUGUUUGGUGGGGUUGCACUAGGUCCUGACACCAGUUGCAGGUGAAUGGUGGACUCUGAAUCAAUGCUGGGCACCCGGUGUCCCUGUUUCGUAAAAAUGAUUCUUUUUCCUCCCCAAAACCUUUGAAUUUGCCCGUACCAGGACUCUGAUACCAUCAUGGGUUGUUCCAAGGAUCAUCUCAAGGACCACCUAUAAAGAAGAAGUUCUGAUGGGUUCUGAUGCCAUCUAAACCAGGGUUCCUCAACAUCUGUGACUGUGAGAGGUGGGGCCUUCAACUCCCAGAAUUGCUGGCUGGGGAAUUCUGGGAGUUGAAGGCCACACCCCUUACAGUCACGGAGUUUGAGGAACACGGAACAAUGGGGAAGUUCACCAGGCUGAGAAGAAGUCUCUUGUGGGGGGGAGAUUGGCCAGCAGGAAACUCUCUGCACUCCGACCCGGCAAGGACUUCAUAUGGGUGGGACGUGGGCCUUAAGUCCUGGGUUACCGACCCACAGGUGUGGUGUGAACACAGUCCUUUGGGCCCGGCUGGGAAAUCAUGGUCUACCCCUGCUUUCGAACUAACAUACUUCUCGUUUGGAAGACCAGCCCUGACAAAAAUUUCUGACUGUUCAUUGAAGGUUGACCCCCCGAUCAGCAAGGAUUUAAAAUAGACCAUCCAGAGCAGUGUUUCUCA
Messenger RNA from Python bivittatus (Burmese python), 3934 nucleotides. RefSeq names its product carbonic anhydrase 6 (gene CA6). Gene Ontology annotation, molecular function: zinc ion binding; carbonate dehydratase activity. NCBI's taxonomy places the organism in Eukaryota, Metazoa, Chordata, Lepidosauria, Squamata, Pythonidae. The record is from RefSeq and is a predicted model, not a curated record.